UAGAAAUCGAAUUCAAUCUUUUGUAAAUAACUAGUAAAUUGUCAAUAAACAUAUUGAGAUAAUUCAGAAUAUGGCGCACGAAAACAUCAGACAUAUUGAUAUUGGUGAAGGUUUGGAAUUAGAGCUACCAAAACGUUUGUUGACUGAGGAUGUUCAAAACUUUCGCGUGUUUAAAUGGGAUGCAAGAAAGAUAGUUCGGGAAGGUAGAGUAUUUCAUCCAGCUGAAAAUGACUAUUUGGUCAGUUCAAUUUACGAUAUUAGCAACCAGGCAUUUCGCUUUCCAGAUGGCGAGGAGGAAAAGAUAUGGGUGAAAGUUAAACUUGAUGAAGGAAAAGCAGAAGAAAAUAGAGUAUACAAAGCUGUUGUUAUAGCAGAUAAACAACCAACUUAUAAGAAAGCAUGGCUUAAGCUUGGAUACGUGUGCUUCAGCGCAACCGCCAUCGACACGUGCUGUAUCCUGUCUUAUCCACAAAAAGCAGAGUUCACUUGUGGUCCGACCGGCGGAAUCUACACAGCUAGUAAUGACUAUAGAAUACAGAUGUUUGUACCGGAAAUGGCACUUACACAUGAGGAAUUCAUUAUGGUUGAGACAAAAGACCCAAAUACAGAAUAUCUGACAUACAAAUUGGCACAGAAACCAGCAACUCAGCCAAUAAGCAACAUGACACCGUCUCUUGCCGUAGAUAGAUUUAAUCCAAAAAAUAUAUUAAAACCAUUUAAAGUAAGACUUCCAAAACCAAAUUCAGCUGGUAGAAAUGAUGACAAGAUGGUUAUUCUAUGGUGGUUAGAUGACGAGCCUCAUAUCUUAGAUCCAGAAAAAGGGGACAUUAUGGUGGAGGAUAAUGAAGACAAUGUCAUGAUAACAGUCAACAAAUUUAAAAUGAAGCAGUCAACAAUGAAACCAGAACAUGCAGGUUUAGACUUUGUUACUGGUACAACACCAAGAAGAACAACCACGGUAUCUAAAGAAAGCACUGACAAAAGGAAAAUGGGCGAACAGAAGGCAGGAACUAACUUUGCCAAAGAAGGUUUUCAGAUUGCAUGGAUUAAGCCUGGUAUAAAUCACCGAGAGAUUAGAGACGAUGCUAAAAUUCUCAUGAACAUUCAGCACGUUUGUAACAUACUCAUUUUUGCACGGAAAGAAUCAAACUUCAAGUUUGCCAUCAGAGUAGAAUGCAUUCCAGAAUACAAAAUUCCAGCAAUGAAACAAAAAAGGGCGCAUGAACAUCAUUUUACAGAAAUAACUGAUUGUCGAUCUAAAACUGUUCAGAUCCACGAAGAUGAACGACUUCGUCUAAACUAUGUUGUAAAAGCUGAAAUUCAACCACAAUAUACUUUCGUGUACAAAGGAUCUUUUGACACAAAUUUUGCUCUGUUGGCAAUCGAUCUACCAAAAGGAGGACGUAUUGGAGCCUUUGAAAACAUGCAGUUUGACCUAACGUCAGACAAGUAUGUAAAGAUACGAAUUCAUCAAACCAACCUACCACUAUUGAAACUGUCAAAACUGAAAAUUCCUAACAAACCGGUCGAAGAAGGAGAUUCUGAGUUCUUUGCAGACAGCAGUUUGAUUGUUCUUGCCAAACAUUUAACAAAUAAGUUGCACGAAGUUGGGCAAUUUGGCAGAGAGUUAAAAAUACCGACUGCAGUGAUAAUUGGUUUUGAAGAAGAGUUUAAAGUUCACACCACUGGUUUUCUUCACAGACUUCUUCAGUUUUGGCUUGAUAUGCCCGAGACACAAGAACAAAGUAAUAUGUUUACGUUUCUUUUAGCUGCCAUAGAUAAAUCCAUGCAAAGCAUCAAUACUAAAUGGACAACAAAAAUCAUGACUCGUGUUCACAAAGAAGGGCGUGCGCUGACGGAUGAUGAUUUCAAAGGGAAAGACGCCGCUGAAGCUGACAAAAGCAAGGAAUUUUCGGUUCAGACAUCUAAAUAAGUCAAAACUGCAUGUUGUUUAUAAUAAAAUUAAAAGAGUAAUAUUCUCAUUUUGUAA
Messenger RNA from Mytilus californianus (California mussel), 1990 nucleotides. RefSeq lists its product as uncharacterized. NCBI's taxonomy places the organism in Eukaryota, Metazoa, Mollusca, Bivalvia, Mytilida, Mytilidae. Bases 71 to 1933 code for a protein of 620 amino acids. The record is from RefSeq and is a predicted model, not a curated record. The transcript is spliced from 9 exons.